UAUUUAGCUAGGAAAAGUAAUGAUAUUCUUAUACUCUGAAGUCUUCAGAAACAAAAAAGGUACAAAUUCUUAUAAGUGAUCGUAGUAGCAAAAUUUGACUCGUUACCGUACAGGUGCUUAGAAACAUGGAGUAAAUAAUAUGGCGACCAUCUAGAGUGAACAAACGCAAACAAAAACAACACAACCCAGUGUCUUCCAGUUUUUCCUUGAAAAACUUGUGACCCAACCAUAUAAGAGAGAUAUUUUCUUAUUGGAUAAUUUAGCUGAAACAGAUGGAGACCAUUAUGACGUCUGUCAAAGCUCAGGCGACCCCUCGUGGUCAAGAACCUCCUAUGUACCUUCAGAGGCCUUCUACGGGACGUUCUCAAGAUGUACGCCACAUACUUGCCAGAACGUUCAGAGACCUUUACACACGGGAUGCUGUUAGGCCUGACACUGUGAAAAAUCUUCAAGUUUCCAAAGGAGGGGAUGAUCCAUAUCAUGAACGAUAUGUAGAAAAUCUUCAACAGGUCUACACUGAGUGGCAGCGCCGUAUGGAUGAGGCAGCCAUGCUUGAGAGGCAUAUCAUGCAAGCUCAGGCAAGAGCCAUGUCAGCUGAUGAACGUGAAUUGAACAAGGCUUCUCUAUCCUGCGAUAGCUAUUCUAACCUUGGGUUGCCACCAGUGCGUGCACAUUUUAGGUCUUGUAUUGACAGCCAACUGCUAAAGCAACACAAUCUUCUCACACCAAGUGACUACAUUGUGCAAGAGCCACUGCCUGUUCCAGCCCCUCAAGAAACAGAGUGUUGUGAAUGCUGGCCACAGCACCGACCAAAAAUUCCAGACUAUGCGCGGGACACACUUGCUUCACGUCAACACAGUCGUCAGAACACAAAGUUAGAAGGAGAGGUUCCUUUAGCUUGGAUGCCUGGGGAAAGCAUGGAGUUUCCAACAUUUGUAUCAGAUAUUGACAUUCGAGAAGAAACAGAGGAGAAGGAAGAUAAGAGCUCAAAAGUGCAGCCUGAAUUCCCUCAAAGAAGUGGGUGGAAAGAAUUCACGUCAGAAGAUCAAAGAGAAGCGGAUCGACGUGUGCUGGAUAUGUUGCAAGCAAAGGUGAACUUCCUGCGAAAUCCUCGGCAUGUACCCCCGUCUGCUGCUCCAGGUGGCAGGUCUUUGAUCAAAGCGUCAAAACGAACACCAAAAGAGAUUGGCAUACAAAAGGAAGCAGAUCCACUUCCAACAGACUGUGCUGUUUUUGUUCCUUCCCCUCCUGUUGUAGCAUUCAAAAACUGCAAUGUUGGUGAAGUGUAUGAGAUGACUUUGGAACUAAAGAACAUGUCCACGGUGAUGAGACAGUGCCGGGUCCUUCCACCUACCAGCAAUAUUUUCUCUGUGGGACUCGGACAGUUUCCUAGUGAGAGUGGUCUUGUCGCCCCUGGGAUGAGCUGUAAAUAUGACAUUCGGUUUGCUCCUGAUUCCUUCAAAGACUAUGAUGAUCAGAUCACGGUGCUAACCCAAGCCACAGAGCCUCUUGUGAUUCCUCUGUUGGCCAGAAGGGAACCACCAAUGCUCACAUUGCCGGAAGAAAUUGAUCUAGGUAGCUGCCUUGUUGGUGGGCUACAAGCAACACAGCUUCUAGUCAAGAAUGAAGGUGGAACUGGUCGUUUCUGUCUGAUGAGCAGGAAUAAGUGGCCUACAACAAGCAUCCGGACUGUGAUCCCCAACAUCACAAAGAUUACCAUCAAGCAGCCUCCGUUUGAGAUACACCCUGCAACCUUUGAGCUGGGCAAAGGCCAGUCCACAGUGCUGGAAGUGCUGUUUAACCCUCAGGCAGAGAAAACAUAUGUGCAAGAAAUGACGAUUGCUUGUGACAACUGUCACGCUUCACAUUUCAAGAUCAAAGGUGAGGGAGAGGUUGCUCGUGUGGGUCUUGCUAGCGUAGAGCGAGGUCUGUCUGAACCAAAACUGAAUGAGAUGAAUGAUGUCUCUGCAAAGAACCUUCUGAAGUUUGAUGAUCUCAAUCCUUUCACUUACACAGAGAGGACAGUGAAAGUAUGCAACUUCACGAAGGUGGAACUUCCGUUCCAGUGGAUGGUAUACAAACCCAUCAUGCCCAAGGAUACCCAGGCUUGUUUGCCCUCUUCACAGCCUGCAGAACAUUCUGAGGAAGAGCGUGUGCCUGACCUUGACUCUGUAUUCAGUGUAUUCCCCACCAAUGGCAUCUUGCAGCCAGCAGAAAUCGCAGACUUCAAAUUUACAUUUGCUCCUCCAGCUGAGGGGAACUUCCACAGCGUGGUCCACAUGAUGCUUCAGCACGUGCCUCCACGGAAAGAGAGCGUGAACUCUGUGGACGGCCAGUCCCGACCCGGCAGCACAGAGGGGGUGGCAGGUAACACGGAGGAGGAAAGCAACAACAUUCUCUCAGGGGGAGGAGUUUUGCCUUUCCGUGACAUCACUGGACUAGAGGUUGAAGUUAAGGGUGAAUGUAUUCCUCUCAACGUAGUACUUCACCCCUAUGCCAUGUUUGUGAGUGCCCCAUCUCUCGUUGGUUCUACAAUCAAGAGGCUUUUUACGAUGGCUAACCACAGCUACUCAGCCAUCACAUUCCAGUGGGAGCCGUAUACAGACAGUUAUCUUCUGGAAGUUGAACCUCCAUUUGGGGAAUUAGAUCCUGGAAUGGCAAUGGAUUUGGAGGUCAGCAUAACUGGCAUAGAACCAGGGAAGAUCAGUCAUACCUUGUUGUGCUAUGUGAUGAACAUGGCGGAACCACUGCAUUUGCACGUGGAUGCACACUUCAAGGGUCCUGAGCUUAGAAUCGAAGAACCGUCCAUCAACUUUGGCCUUGUUCGUGUUGGCAAGUCUGAGCAGAAGAAAAUGACCAUUGUCAACGCGUCACAGAUAGUGGUCAAGUUCAACAUUGUGGACUCCCCCACAGGAGAGGAGUGUGAGGACUCCAUGGCUGCCAGUGACCUUAGCUUCUCUGAGAUGUCAGGGGAACUGAAGCCCCUGGAGAGACGGACUGUGACCUUGACCCUGGCCCCCACCUGCGUGAGGUCGGUCAAACGUGUCGUGCAAGUGGAGUAUGAUGGUGGGGAGACUUGUCACAUUGGAGUGUACGGGGAGGCUCAAAAGCCCAUCAUAUGCUUGCUGGAGUGUGACAAAUUCUUGCCCGAGGUCUACCUUCAGGUUCCUGUUGUCUUUAAUGCUGUGCUGCACAACCAGACCCUGCUGCCCACGACUUUCAAGUGGGGAAAGGUCGAAGGAUCACAGAAAGAUGACUGUGUGAUUGAAAUCCAAGAGAUUGAAGGCAAAAUAAAAAGCUGGGAGCAGAAGUCUGUUGCCAUUGCCUUCACCCCAUUGAAAGCGAUGUCGUACUCUGAGGUGAGACUGCCCUGCAAAGUUGGUGGCCAGGAGGAAGAACUGUUCUUGAAUGUGAGCUGUGAUGUCCGGACUCUGGCUGUGUCGUACAAGACCUCUACAGACAGUCAUCUCAUCAGUGAUGAGUUGCUUUUGAACUUUGGUGACGAGAAUGCUCUAGGAGAGACGGUCAAGAGAUAUGUGCACAUCUGUAACCAGACAGCUAUCUGUGCACCGUUCAAGGUGUCAGUGGAACAUUUCACAGCGACUUUGCCCGCACCCCCAGAGGGUGGGGACACACAAACAGCUCGCAGUCAAAGGAGAAACCUGCUCAACAGGACUCCGAAUAUUGCGGAUCCUCUGAGCAAGACACCCCUGAAAGCAAAAGAAGACUAUAACAAACUGGUUCUGCAUGAGAAGAAAGGAGCUGCUUUCCUGGUUCUUCCAGCCACUGGUAUGUUACAACCAUUCGAGGAACAGGCCGUGGAGGUCAUGGCUCACUCAGACAUGUGGGGCAGUUACCAUGACAACCUCAUAUUCAAGGUUGGAGAUUUAGAUGAUGUCAAGAUCCCAAUGGACAUGAAAGUUCUUGGAUGCCCUCUCAGCUUCCAACUGACCGCUGGUCAACCAGAGCAGAAGCCGGUCGUCAGGUUUGGGACCCAUGUGUCAGGUGUGAGCCCUAUCAACCGGAAACUGAAGAUCAACAACUCCAGCCCCAAAGAUGUGCGUGUAGACUGGCAGGUAUUUAAGCAAGAAAACAACCCAGACAAGCUGAUCAACUUCAUUACUUGCUUUGGCAGAGCCUUCCCUCCAAGGGAUAAAUUUGGAAAUGAAAUCAUUCCUGAGAAGAAAAAAGAGCCAGCUCUGAGUCCGCCCAACAUGGACGUGAUUCUGAACUCGCCGGACACCUCUGUGCUGAGUGCCAGUCUCCUGAGCCGGGGACAGAACGACAGCAUGCUGUCAAGUCAUCCCUCGGAGGAAGACAGGCCCAAGAUUGUCUCGUGUUAUGUGAGGCCACAUGAUGGGGUUGUUGUGCCCAAACCCUACACUAUCAAGCCAGCUCAAAUGGUGAUACCAGCUCAAAGCAGCAGCCUUGUUGACCUGACAUUCAGUCCAUUGCCUACUAGUGAAGUUGCUGAGGAAAUGGACUGCUUUGGAUAUGCCCUUGGGUUUAUGAGUCUGGACAAUGAGGAUGCAAACAAGACUAAAGUAAACAGGCAGGAAGCAUAUGAGGCAGAUGUACUAAGACUUGACUUCACAGCUCACUUGAAGCCUGCUCUCCUGACUGUAGAAGAAACAGAUGAUGAGGGCAUGUGCUACAGGUCAGCCAUGAGUGACAUCAUAAAGGGAAAUAAGGUCACUUCUGAAUCGCUGCGUGUCUGUUCCACCAUGCUGUCCAACAACACUUUGACCCCACUGACCUUCAGACUCAAAGUGGAAGAACCUUUUCUUCUGGUGGACCUGGACCCAUCCAGCAAUGCUGAAGGACUGACAAGAGGGCUAUCUACUUCUUUCUGCUCUCUAAACCCCAGGCAUAACUUUAUGGUGAAAGUGGCUUUUAAAGUCUCCCCAUCAAUUCUGCACAACAAUUCAUUCCCUGAGAGGAAAGAAGAAAGUGAAGAUGAGACAGUAGAGAGGAAACUUGAGUUUAAAGACGAGCUUCUCAUACAGUUUGAUAACGGAGCACAGCAGAGCGGAAGUGCGACAACUGCAGCCAUGACACUUUCUGCAUCGAGCCAAGCCAGGGAAUGCUGGAGGCUCACAUCACGCACGUGAGCAACAGCAAGUCCAUCAUCAAAGUGUACUUUACAGCCAAACAUUCUGAGUCGUACGACUGUACAUUCCUUGUGAAAGGCAUGCUGGGAGAGGAUUCACGCCGCAUUCAUGUGUAUGGAUGUGGAUCUUAUGAUGGGAAACAUGAGGCUAUUCUUAAUGUUUAGAGAAAACGUCUUUGUAGAUUUGUGGUAUUUUUCACCCUUCAGAUAUUUCCAAAGAAAAAGACAAUUUUUAUAAAUAUUUAUUUCAUUUCUAGAUGGGGCUGUAGCAGUCUCUGAAAGAAACUUUCUGUGUUGAAAAGAGCAACGAGCUCAUACACUGAGAGAGUUUGUUCUGUAUUAUUCUUAAUAUGUCUGCUGAUGAUGGUGCAAUCUGCGGAGUAGUAGGCCACUGCGUGCCUGAAAUUGCUACUGUUCUAUGGGACAGGAAAAAAGUCCAAGGUUAGCUCUCUGCUGUAUCAACUUGUGUCUUUUCAUGAGUAGCAUAUGUUCUUUGAUCUUGUAUGUGCAGAAUAUGUUUGUUUUUGAGGAACUUGCAUUGUGAUGGUUAAAAAAUGAAGCUAAUGCCAGGGAUCUAUAGCAUGAACAAAGAGAACAAUCUCAUCUUUUGCUGAGCUGUUUGAGCACAUGUAUCUAUUCUAUCACAAACAAAAUAAGUGCCUUGAGAUACAUGCAUGGCUUCCAAUUCUCCGCUUUGAGUGUUUGAACCUAUUGAUCAAUAUUUAUUUUGGCUCUGUCUUUUUUUGUUAAAAAAAAGCAUAUAUUUACUUUUUUCAAAUAAUAGUUAGAUCCGCGAGAAGCAAAUAAAGGCAAGAAAUGUUAAUGUUUGAUAGAUUAAUUCAUAAAGAACAAGUAUGAAUGCUUUCAAAGCACAGAAUGUUACAAUUGAUACCUUUUGUUUGAACUGUAAAGCUAAAAGUGCUAGAAAGUUCAAAUAAGUCAGGGCCAAUUCACUGACUUGAAUUUGAAACAUAUUAUUUCUACUUGACGUUUUGAAGCUAAUGUGAAGGCAUGAGGCCUAAGAUGAUUGUUGCUUGAGACUAAUUAGGCUUUUUGUUGACAAUAAUGCUGUCUGUCUUGUUUUUUUGUGUGAUGUUUUCCAAAAGGCCUCGUUGAUCAUAUCAGUAUUCGUUAUGCUUUUUAAAUGUGAUAUUCUAUAACGAAUUUUUAACCUUCUGUGAUUUUCUUUAAUGAGUAUUGUCAAAUAUUGUGGAUAUUUUCAUGUUGUGAUUUUAUAUAUAUAGUGCAUAUGGGUUCUUUUUCAUUUGAACUAUGUGUCACUUAAAACUGCAGAUAAGUUGGCUAGGAUUACUAAGAAAACUUUGGUCUUUCAGUUGAGGCUGGAAUGUGAUAAUCCACUCUCAGACUGUGUGUACUCAAACUCCAGGACACACAAACUGCUACUGUUUAACGAUAUAUGCCAAUACCCUAUCAUGAACAACCUAAGUUGCUCUGAAAGAGGGGUUCGAAAGGAUAAGUUUGUAUAUUUAGAAAAUGAGACUUGGGAUGUGACUAAUAUGAGAUCUGAUUUUUGAGCAUUGGCAGGUGCACCACUUGUCCUAAUUAUAACAGUGUAUAGUGAACUACUGUGCAACACUUGUCAUAUUUGUAAUAAAAUAUAGUGAACUACUGUAAAAUGUUGUGUCGUUUUCUUCUAUGAUCAAGUAAUGUGUCUGUUGCUUAAGAUUGGAAAAAUAAAAAAAGUGUAAAGAUUACGACAA
Aplysia californica (California sea hare) is the source of this 6831-nucleotide messenger RNA. RefSeq names its product deleted in lung and esophageal cancer protein 1. Gene Ontology annotation, biological process: negative regulation of cell population proliferation. NCBI's taxonomy places the organism in Eukaryota, Metazoa, Mollusca, Gastropoda, Aplysiida, Aplysiidae. The record is from RefSeq and is a predicted model, not a curated record.